CUCCGCCGCGCCCGCCCAAUCAAAAGCGGCGGCUCCCGCGGCGCCAAAGCUGGAAAGGGCCGGGCCGGGCAGUGCUGAGGGGGUUUCCUCGGCGCCCCUCCCCUCGGGCUCCCCCGCCACGUGACCGCGGACGUGGCCGCCCGGGCGGGGGCGAUGCCCAGUAGGAAGCGGAAGCGAUUUUGGAAUGCAGAAUGUGUGUCCUUCCCAGACAAGACACCCCUACAGCUGAAAAAAUCAAACGUCAGGACAUCAGUGGCUUCUACUUCGAUUUCCAGUGCAUGGCUUAGGUGUGGGGAUGGCUUUCAGAGCACUUCGGUGCUGGAGUCAGUAAGACCUACUGAUAAUAAAUCCAAGACUAAGAAGCAACUUGGACCACUGUUAGCAACUGCUGAAAAUGCAGCAGGAUCUGCUGCUGAAAGCUCUAAGGAGGCCGAAGACAUAAUAUGGACCUCUAGUGGCAGUGAUUUUUCAGAUAAUGAAAAUAAAACAUUGAUUCCAAGGUUACACAGCAAAAAAAGUCUCACUGAGAAAAUAGAGAAGUCACAAAGCAGACAUGAUUUAUUGUUAGAGGACAGAAGUGAUGAAGAUGUACCAGAGUUCAUUGACUGGGAGAAAGAUAGUGAUUCUACAGAUAAAUUUGAUGGAUCAGAAAAAGAUGACAGUUCAGUGGAGAUAUCGGACUCAGACUCCUGCACAAAUCUUAAUUCUCCCUCUGUCAAAGAGGAGAAUGAUGAGCUCUAUAAGAUGACUCCAACAGAAAUAUCUGAAUAUUCAUCUGAUAAUGACAGCCUGGAAGUGGAAAUGGAGACCACUAAUCCAGGAUUCUCUAAGAAAUUGCAGUCGAGUUUGGCAUUGAUUAUGGGGGAAGUUCCGACAAGACCUGCCAGUGACUGGCUGAAGUCUGCACAGGCCCUUCUACAAACUCCUAAGAAACAGUCGGGCAAGGCUUCUAGAACCCCAGAAGAUUCUGCUAAAAAGAAGAAAUUACUGAGGGGAGGGCUGGCUGAGAGGUUAUGUCGGCUGCAGAACAGAGAAAGAUCUGCCAUUAGUUUUUGGAGACAUCAGUGUAUUUCAGAUGCUAAAAUCCCAUCAGAUAAAUCUGGUGUUUUGAUUGUGAAGAUCUUGGAGAUGUUUGAGGAGUGUAUGAUCCAAGUUGCCAUCUGCCAGCAGCUGGAACAGUCUCCUGCUAUGACUUCAUCCGACGAUCUCGUUAUCAAUACAGUCGAACCAAUACUCAAAGUCCUCUUUGCAAGAGAGACAGCAGCUCACCUGAAGAGUAGGCCCCAGGAUGUCAUCCACAUCUAUCCUCCGUGGCAAAAACUACUUCUCAAGAAUUCAGAUGUUCCUAUUAUCAUGAAUACAUAUUUCAGUCAAAAGGUGCUACUCAAUGAACACUUAGAAACAAGCAAGAAGACACAGGCUCCUACAAAGAUGCUUAUUAGAAAGAAUAUUGUAUCUUUGGCACAAACGUUCAAACUAGAUGACCUUGAUAAUGAGCAACCCCAGGAAUCUCCAGAUAACCAGGUUGCUUGUGCUCCACAAAUCCAUAAAAACUGUGAUUCCAAAGAGCAUCCUGUAGCACUGAGUGCUGUUAAUGAUUCUCUGCUUGAAAUGGUGGAAAGCCAAGGAGCAGUGGGAUGGAGAGAAGUGCAGGUACGAGUCGUUAUCCAAAGAGUGUACUGUUUGCCUGCAAGAGAAGGUUUCAGAAGCCAGAUACAAGGAAACAAACCUGUCUGUGCAACACCUAUCAUAAAUCCAGAUCCACUAAAUGUUAGGUUAUGCCUCCUUGUCCAGGAUGCGUAUGGCAUGUUUAGUGAAGUACAGCUGCAAUCCCUCAGUUCUGCAGAGGACGUUGAACAGUACUGCAGGAGGUGGGAAGGAAAAUUCUGCUGUUUAGCUGGAAUGAAAAUUUUGCAAAGAACGACAAGAGGAAGGGCAUUAGGACUUUUUAGUCUGAUUGACAGCUUAUGGCCUCCAGUAGUGCCUGUAAAAGUUCCUGGACAAAGUCAAGACCCUGAAAUGAUAACAACUAAUCUUCCUCCUCCCAGCUUCUGUUACAUUCUUACUGUUCAGUCUGGUGAAAUACAUGUGGAAGUGGAUGAGGAAGAGCAGAUUUCUAAUUUGUACCAGCCACCAGCUGUUCGUGGUCUGAAGGAAAUUCUUCAGAUCGAUGGUUGUAAUGAGCGUUGUAGCUUUUGGGCACGAGUGCUAUACCUGAGGCUGCAGACAAAACACAGUGUUCCUACAAAUCAAAGAGAGAUUUUGUUGUUUGUGACUGACUUCACAUUGCAAGAUGUAGCUCACACAAUUCCAAAAGUUGUUGCUGUGUCAGUUGCUGCAUCGUGCGUUCUCAGUACGGAAAUCAUAGAAGCUCUCAGUGUUGCCUCGCGACUCAUCUUCUUCAAGGAUGCCCUGUGGGGAAAUGGUAGGAUUAUUUGUGUUGAACGUACUGUUCUCUUAUUACAAAAGCCUCUUUUGUGCUCGGCUGCCGGUGCUGACCUCAGUGAGCUGCCUGGCCCUGUCAAACUCGAUGAGCUGGAUUCUACCACACAGGCCAAUUCCAUUUGUGCUGUGAGAGGUACCAUUGUUGGAGUUAAUGAGAGCACUGCCUUCUCCUGGCCUACGUGUGACAGAUGUGGCAAUGGAAAGUUGGAACUGUAUCCCCGGGACAGAGGAUCGCUAUAUUGCAACCAGUGCUCUGAAGUUGUCGUUUCACCAGUUGUGAAAAUGCAGUUGGAAGUCUUCUUGAGUUGUCCAUCCCGAUCUCAAAGUACAGUAAAAGUAAAGCUGCUACAAAGAACAAUCUCUUUUCUCCUGAAGUCUGCCGCCAGUGAGGAUGGGAGUUAUGAGGUGAGGAGCGUGCUGGGAAAGGAGGUGGGGUUGUUGUGCUGCUACGUCCACUCCACGAGCAGCCAGCCAAACUGCAUUGGACUGGAGGAAAUUGCUCUUCUGGAAGCUGAAAGAAACUGAACUGGACUGAACUGUAGUCAGCUACUACAGUAUCUGUGGACUUUGUGAUGUGGUUAUCGGUUAACUAUUGCCACAGAUAAUGUGUAAUGGGAGUGCGAUAAGUAUUAAGAUAGUUUAUUAAAACCGUGAUUUAUAACGCACAGUGUGCUAACACUGAGAAAUGUAUUAACAAAAAAAUCUGUUCGACUUUCUGAACUCUUCUGUUUGGUUCAGAAUUUGAGAGCAUGGUUCUUCGGUGCGUUUUUUGUUUUGGAGUGUGAAAGAUCUUGUUCUGGAAUUUCAAACGGUUGUGAUUUUUAUUUUUGUUUUAUAAUGCUGUAUUUAUUAUGUGGAUGGAAAAUAUUUUACUGAUAUUUUUGAAAUAAAUACCUUGCUGUAUGCAGUGAGCGUCGAUCUAAGCUGACAGUUUCACCAGCAGAUUCCAGAAGUGCUGCCUGCCUGCCACGGUGCCAUCGCUAAUUGUAAAUUGUAGUGUUUGUUAUCAGCUUGCAAUAAAUGUUACAAAGAUUUGAACAAGGCGUAUUUUAAAGUAUCAAGCAUAAAAAGUUAAUGUUUUACAGCAAUCAGCCACCUAAGCAUGGAAGUACCACGUUAUCUGUAGCUUCCCACAGAGCGGGUGUUUCAUUGUACAGUUUCUAUUACACGUAAAGAGUAAAGUGCUUUGUCGGCCACACCACCGUCCUCACCCUGACCGUAUGGAGAGGCGGAUCACAGGUCUAGCUUCUAACCAUCCCGUCAGACAACACCAAAGUCUUCCUAUGCGGUCAUUGAAGCGAUACGAGAACUGAUGUGAGAGUUCAGGCUGAGAUUAGGGAUUUUUUUCAUCCCGGUUUGUGGUAAUUUACAAAAACCUCCCGGGUCAGAGGAUGAGGAGUGAAUGGUUUUGUGCAGGUCCCGGCAGGCGAGGAACAGCAACCUGGCUGCUUCACUGCUGGUUCCCGUGGCCGGGGGUGGAAAGUCUGGCUGGCGUACGCAGCGGUUGCUAAAGGAAUGGCCAAGUUUUGAGCCUCCUUUUUUUCUGACCCCCCCUUCUUUCUUUCCCCAGCCUUCUCCAGGCCUCCCAGCCCCUUACCUGCCUCCCCAGGGGGCUGAGGAGCACCGGGCCAGGGCGGUGCCACCCAUGGGCCUGUCCCCGCCGCCCUCCCCACUGUCCCCCCGCCCGCAGGACAUACGGCAGACGAGAGCAGACUUGGUUUCAAACGCUUUUUUUUGUUUUGUUGUUUUAUUAUUAUUAUUAGAAAUGCUGUAAAAAUCGAUAUAAAAGGUCAGGCAUGCUCAGUCUUUGUCAUCCUACCGUCUAAAAUACAUGAAGGCUUCGAAUCAUUUUAACAGGUGUACCAUAGCUGCAUCAGUACGAGUAAAAUGUAGAAAAGACAAAAAAAAA
Messenger RNA from Cygnus olor (mute swan), 4354 nucleotides. RefSeq names its product scaffold protein involved in DNA repair (gene SPIDR). The record is from RefSeq and is a predicted model, not a curated record. Gene Ontology annotation, cellular component: nuclear chromosome; nucleoplasm. The coding region runs from base 154 to 2970 and encodes 938 amino acids. Gene Ontology annotation, biological process: regulation of establishment of protein localization to chromosome; double-strand break repair via homologous recombination. NCBI's taxonomy places the organism in Eukaryota, Metazoa, Chordata, Aves, Anseriformes, Anatidae. The transcript is spliced from 20 exons.